AUGGGUGCCGACCCCAUGCAGGCCGGCUCCCAGGCCCACACCCUGGUGGCCGACAUCCGCAAGCGCAAGGGCAUCAAGCCCGAGGUGCAGCCGCUGGGCGAGUACGAGGACAAGGUGAGGGGGCGGGGCCUGGUGGGCGACGACGCGGGAACCUGGGCCCUUGAGCGCCUGAUGCUUUCAGGGGAUGCAGCGCGCAACAAGCUUAUUGACCUGAUUGACUCGAAACGCGGCAAGAAGGCGCUCGUGCUGGACCCCGCCCUGAGCGGCCCCCUGACACUGCUGGACGCGCAGCUGAGCGCCCUCCUGACAGAGCACGGCGUUGCAAAGCUGCUGUACCUGGAGCGCAGGCGGCUGGACGACGCGGCAUACAACCAGGCGGAGCCGCGGCUGGUGGGGCUGCGGCCGCUGGUGUACAUAGCCCGGGCCACCCUGGACAACGCGCAGCUCAUCGCAUGGCAGAUAAAGAACACGCCAAGGUCGGCGCAGGAGCACGAGUUCAGCGUGUUCUGGGUGCCCAGGCGGUCGGUAGCUGUCGAGAAGCUGCUGGAGGAUGAGGGGGGUGAGUUCCCGAUGGACCUGGUGCCCCUGGAUGACGACGUGCUGUCACUCGAGCUGGACAGGGCCUUUGCGGACUGCACCCUGGACGGGGACGCCAGCAGCCUCUACUACGCAGCAGCUGCCAUCAUGCACCUGCAGCAUGAGUUUGGGCUGAUACCGCGGAUACAGGGCAAAGGCCCCGCAGCCGCGGCAGUCAGGGACAUCUGCAUCAAAAUGCGCAAGGAGCGCCCCCCGCCCGCGCCGGGCGCCGCCGGCGCCGGCGCCGGUGGCCCCGGCCGCAUCGGUCGGCUGUUCCUGAUUGAUCGCGAGGUGGACCUCGUGACCCCGAUGAUGACUCAGAUAACUUUUGAGGGGCUCAUCGACGAGGUUACGGGCAUCAGGCACGGGUCGGUGCCGCUGGCGGGCGCUGCGGCCGGCGAGGCAGGCAGCAGCGGGGGAGCCAAGGCGCGCGGCGGGGGCGGGUCAACGCUGGUCAACAGCAGCGACCCUUACUACGCAGAGUUCAGAGACCUGCCCUACUACACCGCCAGCCAGAGGCUCACGCAGUACGCGCGCGAGGCGCGGCGAGACUAUGGUGAGCUGGGCAGCAAGGACCUCACGGAGCUCAAGUCUUUUGUGAAGGGCCUGCCCAAGCUGCUGCUGCUGGACAGGCUGAGCGACCUGCUGGUGCCCGUGGCGGAGGUGGUGAAGCAGCCGUCCUUCCACCGGCGCCUCAAGGCUGAGCUUGACCUGGUGGAGGGGGUGGAGGUGGAGGAGGCAGUGGCAUACAUACAGGAGCUGAUGUGGAGCGGCGCGGACAUGCCGUCGGUGCUGCGGCUGCUUGUGCUGCUCAGCAUAACCCAGGGCGGCAUGCCCAAGAAGCACUGGGACCCGCUGCGGCAGGAGUUUGUGGCGGCCUACGGCCACCAGCACCUGCUCACGCUGCACUCCCUGGAGAAAGCGGGCCUGCUGCGGCUGCAGCAGGGCGGCGGCGCGCUGGCCGGGGGCCUGACCGGCCGCACGGGCGGCUUUGGCGCAUUGCGGCGCGCGCUGCGGCUGGUGGUGCCCGAUGGCGACCAGAUGGAGCGCCCGACGGACAUCAGCCACCUGUACAAGGUGGUUAUUCCUAAAACGCACGGUACACCUGUCACCCGCCAUCCGCCACCCGUCACCCGCACCAUCGCCAGCCCCGACAGCAUCAGGACAGGCACCUGUUGA
Messenger RNA from Monoraphidium neglectum, 1755 nucleotides. RefSeq names its product Vacuolar protein sorting-associated protein 33. Gene Ontology annotation, biological process: intracellular protein transport; vesicle-mediated transport. The transcript is spliced from 13 exons. Lineage: Eukaryota; Viridiplantae; Chlorophyta; Chlorophyceae; Sphaeropleales; Selenastraceae. The coding region runs from base 1 to 1755 and encodes 584 amino acids. The record is from RefSeq and is a predicted model, not a curated record. Gene Ontology annotation, cellular component: CORVET complex; vacuole.